Molecule: messenger RNA, 1187 nt
Organism: Cryptotermes secundus
Lineage: Eukaryota; Metazoa; Arthropoda; Insecta; Blattodea; Kalotermitidae
Product: zinc finger CCHC domain-containing protein 10
Exons: 2
Coding region: 26-1084 (352 amino acids)
Molecular function (GO): nucleic acid binding; zinc ion binding
Source: RefSeq, a predicted model, not a curated record
UUUCGUUCUCUCAGUGUCGGUUGGGAUGGCGGCGCUGACGGACGCUGCUCCGCCGUCGCGACGCCAACAGAAUCGUUUGUGGGAGUCCGACGCGUGGAGCUGUCCCGAUCCCCAACGCUGCGUUCGCUGUGACAGUGCUGUAACAAGCCCCGCAACUCCUUGUGCUGGUGUUGUUAACUUCGUCCUUGAUAACCAAGCCGCAGACUGUGAGGAUGAGGACCACGGGAGAAGCCCGGAAGAGGACAGUGAAAGAUGGUUCCUCGUGGGAUGUAAAAGACCGUAUCAGUACGAGCCACUUGUGCAGGGAGACGCGGACCUCGAGGAGGGCGAUGAGGAGGGUGAGGAGGAGGAAGAAGAUGAUGAACUUGAUGUUUUGUUGGUGGAACAGAAAUCGUCAUUGUUGUUACCUGUUGAUGAAGAUGAAAGGAAACCACACCAGAUGAAGGCUACAGCUGAGACCAAGAAGAAAAAGAAAAAGAAGGCAGACUCAAGCAGCUCAGAUGACUCAAGUAGCUCCAGCAGUAGCAGCAGCAGCAGUAGCAGUGACAGUGAUGAUUCCAGCUCAUCUUCCAACCCUAGUGGCUCAUCUGAUUGCAGCAGCAGUUCUAGCUCCAGUAGCGAAGGCACUUCUUCUUCAAGCAGUGAUUCAUCUGAUUCAUCAACUUCAAGUGAUUCAUCUUCAUCUGAUUCGUCAGAGGGUGAUUCAAAGAAGAGAAAAAAGAAAAAGCAUCAUCCUUCAAGUGGUAAUUCUAAGGAAAAGGAUUCAAGCCAUAAAGGAGGAAAUAUUAAUCAAAAUGUAAAUCCUUGCAUUGGAAAUGCGCAUGAGGUGGGUGCUGCUUCACAUGCUUCUGUGGGACCUACGGCAGAAGGCAGUGCAUACUCAGAUGAUGAUGUUGAUGAUGAAGAGUCUUGUGAGGACUCCCCACCCAUGACUUCAGUGCUGAGUGCAGUGGUGAAAGUCCCACAGAAAACUGCUUUGCACAGUAAUAUUGACGAUGGUGUUAUGAUGGCCCACAUAGACAGUGGUGAGCACAAAAACAGCGGCAGUAAAAGUAAAAAACAUCACCACAAACAAAAUAGGUAGCAGGGAAUAGACAAAUAUCAUGAGAUUCUUGUUGGUUGAACAUGACUAAUUACACAUCAUAUUUCCUUAACCCAUGUGUGGGAAUGUCGAGUGAGACUUGUGA